UAGUAUAGACUAGGUGGGAACGGGAGGGGGGGACCUUUGACAACACCUUUUGGUGAUAUAUGCACUUUGUAGUAACCUUCUAGAUGAAGUGUUUACGGUCGUAUAACGUGUAGGAAAUGCAUCAGCGAACUUAGCCGUCAAAGGGAGGAACUCGACAUAGAAGCUGACUAGUAUCUGCAAUACGUGUGGUGUUGAUGAAAUUUGUAAGAUAAAAAGUUAACUACGUAGAAUUUUUAACAUAACGUCGCUUUAGUUAGUCGUUCCCCAUAGGUUGUAGAGCACGUUCGUUUUUGUGUUGUUGUCAUACGCGAUUUGGCCUUGGUGGUAUACGUUAUUGUGGUGUGUACGGUGGACGUUGCUAUGGUUCGUACGUGGUUUUUCGAAUGUGGCAUUUGACUUUUUGUGUAUAGGGAUACACUUUACAGAAUCUAUCUCAUUGGAGUUUUAAGAUAACGCUAGACUAAUUGUUAUAUAUCUAAUCUAGUUUUGCGUGUGAAUUUCAGCGUUAGCUGUUGAAUCGUGUAUCACGCUACCUUGUAACGUCUUCGUAUAUUUGUGUAAUAAGUACCACUUGCUUUUCUGUGUCUAGCUAGAAUCUUGCAUGAUGAAUAUUUGUUUGAGAAUGUUAAAGAACAACAAGUAUAGAAAAAGAGAAAUGUAGAAACACCCAUUAUAACCAACUCACUGAUGCAUACGUUACUUAAACAUGGCCACUUUCCCAAGAUCUAGAAGCUCCUGUAAUGUUAGUAGUUCUCCCAAGCGUAACCUUGCUUUGACUAACCGGAAACAAGUCCCGUUUAGAAGUGCCAACCCAGAACAACUCCAUGAAUUUACCAUGGACUCUGUCAACCAAUCAGAAGUUUUUUCACCUACAGCAAGCCAAAGAGGUGCCAUUCUAUCCCCCGUGCGAGCUAGAACAAUGAAAGAAUAUGAUCAGCACAUAGCAGACCUCCGGAAAGAGAAUUUUAAUCUCAAAUUGAAACUGUAUUUUUUGGAAGAGAAGAUGGAGAAAAAAUAUGAUGGUGAUAGUAAAGAGCUCCAUAGAAUUAAUAUUAAGUUGCAAGUUGAUGUAGAAACUUUACAUAAAGAACUCGAGCAGAAACACAAGCUUUUACAAGAUGCUUUAGGGACUUUAGAAAAGUUAGAGCAAAGUCACAGGAGAGAAAUAGAAGAAUUAAAAGAAAGAAACAGUGAAGAAAAAUGCCAUCUUGAAGGGAAAUUGAUAGUGCUAGAAAAAGAACUCCAGCUUGAGAAACAAUUUAGAGUCAAAGAAAAUGAUCAGAAUAAUGAAGCUUAUAAACAAGCUUUUGGUUUGGAGACAAGUCAGGCUUCUCAUGCUAUAAAUGUGCCAAACAAGGAAGAUAAUAGCGAGCAGAACAAGUUGAAUAAAUUAGUGAAAGAUUUGAAAGAUGUAAUAUGUAAAAAAGAGGAAGAAAUAGAGGUUACAAGACAAAGGCUCUCAAAAGAAGAAGAAAAAAUUAAAAUUUUAGAAGUAAAAACCCAGAAGAGAGACAAGACAAUUCAAGGUUUGAUUCAAACUGUUAAUAAAAAAGAUAAAGAGAUACAACAACUCAACAAAAUAGUAGCAGACAGACAUGAAGCAAUAGAUUCUAUUGAUGGUGCUUUCAGCACAGCUCUUUACAAGGCCACAGUUGCAGCUUCUAAAGGGGCUAAAAAUGAUAUUGUUGUAGCAAGGGAAGAACUCAAAACAACUUUGAAAGAGGUCCUCUUCAGCAAUUCAAAAGAAGCAGGCACUGCUAGUGGUUCUGCCAGUUUUUCAAAAGAAGAUUUAUUAGAAGAAGUGCAGAGACUGAGAAUUGAGCUUCAGAUGAAGGAUGACAAUAUUAAAAUUUUAGGGCAACAGUCAACAGGUCGACUCCAGCAGGUGGAGAACUUACAGCAUAGCUUAAAAUUGCUGCAAGAAGAAAUGUCCAAGUCUGCUCAUCUGCACAGUAAAAUCUGUUCAGAAAAAGAUGCUAUGAUAGUUCAGCUUCAACAUUCCAUUCAGGAUACUCAAAAAACUAUGGAGGAUGUCUUUAUGGGGAAUGAUAAAGCUUCACUUGAACAAGAGUGCAAUGCCCUCCAUCAGGCUAUUAAAGAAAAAGACAACUUUAUUCAGGAACUUCUGAGUGAAAGAAACAAAACAGCAAAGGAAAUGGAAAAGUCACUUCAAGGUCUUCUUAAUAAUUUGCGUUUAAAGGAUUCUACUGUACAGGAAUUGGAAAAAAAAUUAAAAGAGGAUCUCCAAUGUAAGGAUGAAGAAAUUCAAAGGUUAAACAAAGAACUUAGUUCUUCAAAUGAAACGUUAAGAACUGAAAAAGAAGAAAAGGAAGCUUUAAAUCUACAGAUUGUUCAGCUUAGAGAAGCACAAAACUAUAUUGAAACUGAUUUGAAGAACAAAAAUGAAAAACUCAAUGAGUUAACAAUAAAGACUGAAGAAUUGACUGAGCAACUGAAAAAUGCAGAACAGCAAAAAUCCCAAAUAGAACAGUUCUUUAAAGAGAAAGAACAACACCUUCAUCAAGCCAACAUAAAUUUAAAUGAGGUUAACGCAGAAUUAGAAAGUAAAAAAUUGAUGCUAGAUCAUACCGAAAGUGAAGUUCAGUUAAAAACAAAAGAAUCAAAGUCAUUACAAAAUGAUUUAAACUUACUUCAGAGUGUACUGUCAGAAACGGAGCAUAAUCUUAGUGUUAGAAAUGAAGAACUUUCUUCAGCAUAUGAGACAAUUGAGAAACUAAAAUUAGACCUGGAAGAAGCCCAGAAAAAUGUGGGUCUUAUCUUUGAAGUGGGAUGUUUGACAGAACAAUUAAGAGAAGCUGAGGAAGAAAAACAUAAUUUGGUCAAGGAAAGAGAUGAAAAAGAUGUAAGGUUAGAGCAGAUGGUCAAUGAGCUAGAUAAUACCAGACAUCAACUUCAUGAGAAAGAAGUGGAAUUGGUAGAAAUUAUGCAACAUCUCGAUGGUAAAUCUAAUGAAUUAACCAUAUUAGAAACUGAUCUUCAAUUUUUACAAGAUUGUCUUGCCAAAGAAAAUGAUUUAAAUGCAACAGCAAACAAAAAAAUAAAAGAACUAAGCAAAGAACUUGAGAUUAUAAAAGCUGAAAUGGAAAAGCGUGUAGAAGAUAAGGAACAAGUGAUAACAGAUUUGCAAAUGAAACUGAAUGACAUUCAACUUGAUGCAAGUCAAAAACUUUCACAAGAAAACAGGGUACAUAAAAUUGAUAUGGCAUCACAAACAAACGAAGAUUCUUACCAGCAAUUGGAAGAAAUGAGAAAAGAGGUAAGAUUGCGAGAAAAGGCUAUUCUGCAGAAGGAUGAUUUCAUUUGCAAGUUGCAUAGUGCCUUGAAUACUAAGAAUGAAGAGCUUAACAGUGCCAAAAAUGAAAACAAGUCUCUCAGUGACCAGUUGAUGUCCAUUAAACAAGAAUUAGUUACGCAAAAGAAAGAAACUGAAGACCUAAAUAAAAGAAUUGUAGAAAGCAUACAGGAAAGAGCUGAUCAAGAAUCACUUGAUAAACCUGCCUUAGAUUUUCAGAACCAGACUGAAGAAAUGAAAGUUUUACUAGAUGAACUGCAACAAAGUAAACAAAAACAAAAAACUCUACAAGACCAAGUUAAGAUAUUGGAGGAAGAAUUAUCUCAAAUUAAAGCAAAUAAAUCUCAAGAUAGAGCAAAAAGUAAUGAAAUACAAAAAAUUUCUCCAUCUGCUGAUCUGAUGAGUACCAUUGACAAUCUACGAUCUCAACUUGAUGAAAGCAAGCUACGAAAUGAAUCCUUACUUUCACAACUCAGUUCUGUCGUAGUACAUAUGGCUUCCAUAGUCAAAAGGCAGAGUUUAAUAUCUCCUCAAGAAAGUCAUGAGGGAAAACUAUCAGAUAAAGAAAAUGAGAGAGAAGUUUAUCGUUUGCAAAGAAUGAUGAAUAAUCUUGAAAAGUUCCUGAAAAAUGAAAGAAAAUUUCACACCAAUAUAUGUGAUGAAGAUAGUCAUGAGAUUGAAAGAACAUCCAUACCUCGAGCACAAAGUGAACCUCUGCGUAAAGAGGAGAAAGGAAUCCAGACAAAAGAUAGGUGUUUAAGAAGUACUACACCACCAUUUUCUUCAACUCAGCUUCAAACAUUGACUGACAUACACUGUUUGGAACAUGAUCAGGUGUAUAGGUUGAAAGACUUGUUGUCUAAAGCCCAACAAGAGAUUCAAGUCCUUCAUGCUCAAAAUGAAAACAAUGAAACUGUUGCCAGAAAGCAGACAGCUCUAGCUAAUUACUACCGAACUCAGCUGCAAGAAGCUGGCUGCUUUAGACUACCUGAGAAUCUUCUGUUGAGUAAGAGUGAUGGUGAUGUAACAAGCGGAAAAGAACAUAGAGACAUUGAUGUAACGUCUUCCAUGUCAAAGACGAAUCAGCUUUUGAUGGUUAACUCUGUUUCUCAACCAAAUGUUGAUAACCUUUCACACGGAAAGAAGCAUAUUUUAGAAACUGUAAACAAGAGUAUGAUCUCUCCAAAUGUCCGUCACAGCUUACCUGCAUGCUUAGAUGGUGGUAGGAAGAGUGGUGGGUCUCCCUUGUGGAAACAACUUCAGUCCCAUAACCUCUCACACUUUGGUCAUUCAGAUGAUGUCUGCCAACUGAAAGAAGAAGUCUGUGUGCUUGUCUUGAGAAUAGAGCAACUAGAAAAACAGGCUCAGAAUAGUCUGGGAAAUGUAGAUAACACAGUUAUGCAUCAUGAUGAGAUGGACAAGCUGCAAAAUCAACUAUUCUAUUCCCAGAGAGUUUGUGAAUUACUACAAUCUCGUCUGGAGGAGCUUGCUGACUUCUUGGAAAAGCUUCUGGUUUAUGAUGGUAAUGGCCACUUAAACUCCAGUAUCUUGACUCCUGAAUGUGUAGAUCGUGUGAGGCAGUUUCUCACAGAAAGUAAAGAACUUUCCAGGACCUUGUCACAUAGUUUGAUAGUUUCUGGAAGUUCUAGUGUAUUUGAAGGCGAUAGUACACUUUACUCGUCUGUUCAUCAUGACAUUCGAGAACAACCUACAGUUUCCAGCCAUCUUGGGGACUUAAAACUGAAUAGAAACUCAAUUCUGGACCACAGUGACUUAAUGAAGGAUAAAACAUCUCAAAGGGACAACGACCAGAUGGAUGAAAUAGCUACAGAGUUGCAUAGGUUAAAAGUGCAAGUAGCAGACCUGGAAUUUGAGAAACAGCAGCUGAAACUACAAGUGAAAAAUCUCCAGAAUGAAGAAAGUGAAACAAGUGAAGGUAGGGAUAUAGACAGUACUGCAAUAUACAGUGCUGAUGAAGUUUUGUCCAGUGUAUCUUCUUUCCAUCAAAAUCAUAGUUUGAGGAAUGACAUGCUGACACAUUCUAGAUACCAUUUGGUGUCUGAUACCUUUACAGAUGGUGUAAGAAAGGAAGGUCAGAGCUGGGAACAAGCAGGACAAGUUGUUGUGUUGGAAGCUUCAGAUAGUGAUGAUAUUCUUCUUCUCUUAAAUGAUUGUGGAUUGCCACUACACAAUUCACUGGAGAAAGAUGAAGCAGCUGUAAACCCAACCACACAUUCUUUACCACAGCAGCAAGGAGAAAGAUUAAAUUUUAGCCAGAGAAAUUUAGCUGUUGUGAUGAAAGGUGAGCCAGAAAUCUCGAGAUCGAAGCAUGUGAUCUUUGGAAACCAACAGCUAUCGGGCAUUGUUAAUGCUCAUUGUGUGUCCUGUCCGUCAUCUGACUCUGACAUAUGGUCAGAACCUGAUCGUAAUGUAUCUCUUCAGAGAAUGGGUAUGACCUCAGACAAUAGUAAUUUGUAUGGGCUUGUGGCCUAUCAGAAGUAUCCGAGGAAACAAUGUUCUGGAGAAGACUGGCAUUCAGGUGAUAGUUCCAAUAGUGCAAAAGAGACUGAGAAACUGGCAGUUAGCAGUGCUCGGAAAGCAAGGAAACAGAAGCUACAUCCUGAUUUUCAUAGAAUUGAAAUGCGUCUUCAGAAUGUUGAAAAACUUAAUGGAACUUUACAGAAUGAGUUACGUUCACAUCAAGAAGUCAUUGGGAAAAUGUUGGGCAAGAUCUCAGACAUUACUCCAUCUGGAGAGAAAUCAAGUCCAAUGACUGCUGUUCCCAGAGGCUUAAUAGAAGAUCAUCUCCAUUCUCUAAAGGUUUUACAAGAAAAACUUGAAAGAGCUAUAAUUUCAAAUGAGCAGUUGACAGAAACAUUGAGAGGAAGAUUAGAGGUGGAACAAGAACUUGAAGAGAAAAACCAAGCAUACAGUAAACUUUUGGAAGCUAAAAACCAGUUGGAAAAGGAAGUAAGCAUGAAAGGUCACUUACAUCAGGAAGUUCACACAAGACUCCAAAAUCUAAUGGAAGAUGUUAGUGACCUACGGGCUAGACUUUUUGAGAAAGAUCAGCAAAACAAACGUGCACAAGAUACGAUGGUUGCCAUGGAGAAAGAUCGAGAAGCUAAACAAAAACAGUGUAAGGAAGUUCAAGACUGGAACUUUAGACUUCAGAAGGAAAUAGAAGAAAAAGAAAACAUCUGUAAAAGUUUACAAAAAAAAAUAGAAGACUUUAUGGAACAAAAUGCAACUCUUGAAAAUCUAGUGCAGCAAAGUGAUAGACGCCUAACUGAAAUUUAUGAAAAGUAUCUGAAAAAUAAUAGGUCAGAGGAGGAAUGUACUAAACUGGAGAAUGAAAUUAGUAAGAAACAAAGGGAAGUAAGUGAACUGUUUAGAGCAAAUGAAAAUUUACGUAAUCAAUUUAUUGUGAAAGAAAAACAAGUUGACACUCUCGAAAACGACAAAUCACUGUUGAAUUUGGAAGUAUCAAAACUCAAUGAUAAAUGCAUCAUCAGUGACCAAACAGUUUCACAGCUUAAAGAAGAGUUAUCAAAUACGAAAGAAAAACUUGCCAAAAUAGAAAAAGAUUGUUCAGAGAUGAAAGAAAAAAUUCAUCAGUCUCAAACUAAUGAAAAUAAUUUUGUGACAAAAGUUUCUGAAACAGAGCAGCAACUUCUCAAAGCUCAGUAUCAGGUUACAGAGUUACAGAAUAAACAUGAAUGGUUGGAAGAUCAGUUACAUACAAAAGAGGAGAAACUGGAGCAGUUUAGUAACAAAAUAUCCUGGUUAGAGAACCAAAUUGAUCAGAAACAGAAAGAGCUUGAAUUAUCAGCAGACAAAUGUGUUAGGUUACAAAGAGAAUUCCAUGAACACAACCAACAGUAUGAAGUAGAAAAAACUGACUUUGAAAAACAACUAAAAGAAAAACAAGAAGAGAUUAAGGAGUUAAAGUAUGAAUUGAAACUAAGGGAGGAAGAACACACUAAAUUUCAGGAACUAGAAAUAAAAUGGGCAGAGCUAGUAAGAGAAAAUAAGAGGCUUCAAAAUAGAAUAGCUAAUUUGGAAGAUAAGCUUCAGGAAAAAUAUGAUAUUCAUGAUGAAAGAGAACUAAAAUUUAAUGCUCUAGAAAAACAAGUAACUGAACUUGCUAAAAUGAAUGAGAAUUUAAAUAACCAACUGAUUGUGAAAGAAAAACAAGUUAACAGCCUCGAGCAAGAUAAAUCAAUGUUGUCUUUAGAAGUAUCAAAAUUCAAGGAAAAGUAUAGUACCACUGAUCAAAUGAUUUCACAGCUUAAAGAAGAGUUAUUAUCAACUAUGACAAAACUGGCCAAAAUGAGAAAAGCUUGUUCAGAAAUGGAAGAAAAAAUUCAUCAGUCACAGACCAGUGAAAACCGUUUUGUGACGAAAGCUUCUGAAACAGAACGGCAACUUCUCCAAGCUCAGUAUCAGGUUACAGAUUUACAGAAUAAACAUGAAUGGUUGGAAGAUCAGUUACAUAGAAAAGAUCAGAAGCUUCAACAGUUUAGUGACAAAGUAUCCUGGUUAGAACAGCAAAUCAAUCUUAAACAGAAGGAGCUUGAAACAUCAGGAGACAGAUGUUUGAAGUUACAACAAGAGUGCCAUGAAAACAACCAACAGUAUGAAAUUGCCAAACAUAACUUUGAACAACAAUUAAGAGACAAAGGACAAGUGAUUGAGGAGCUAAUGGAGAAAGUAACUUGCUUAAAACAACAAGUAAAAGAAAGAGAUCAAGAGCAUGGUAAACUUCAGGACUGGAAUAUGAAGAUACAAGAAACCAUUCAGGAAAAAGAAGUAAAAUGGAUAGAAGAAUUAAGUGAAAAAAACAGACUUCAAAAUAGAGUAGAUGCUUUGGAAGAGGAAAUCAAGCACUUGAAGGAGGAAGAAAGCAGCAAGAUAGACAAUGGAAAAGAGCAUUCUGGAUACCGGUUUUCAGAGUUUUUUAAAGAAAAAUCAAGGUUGGAAGAAGAAUUAAAUGCAACACAGCAGAGGUUAAGAGAAGUUACUCAACUAAAUAAAUCACUGCAGGUUGAACUGAAAGUUAUGGAUAAAUUGGGGAUUCAAAAAGAUGAUCACACUAUUGUUGAAGCCCAGGCAGAACAACUAGAAGAGACCAGCAAAACGUUACUUCUAGAACUUGUUGGGGAGCUGCGACAGCUCAGAUCAGCUUUGGCAAAAAGCACUCAAGUGAAUAGUAAGCUACAUCGACGAAUCAAACAGUAUUCAAGUAAAAAAGAAGGGACUAAUUCCAAGCUACACAGUGAGAAUACUGUCUCUCCUGUAAGCAGUUUGUCUCUUGCAAGUAGUGGUAAUUUUCCAAUUGCUAACAUCCAGCCAGGAGAUUUGGGCAAAAGCAGUCCUUCAGAGUCUGUGUAUUCUCUGAGAGGAGUUCCUUCUUAUCUUCAUCAUAGUGAAGUUCAACAUGAUUCAGUUAACUUGACACAAUCAACCUGCAAGAAUGAAAUUGAAGAUAACAAAUUUAUAGCCAUGAAACAGAAAUCUACCAGAAAUGUAUCACGUGCAAGUUCCCUUCCAAAUGGUCAUAUAAACACAGAGGUAAACAGUUCAGAUGGAUCUAUCCAUCGUAGUGUAUUCAGGCAUGUUCCUCAACAGCUGUCAAGUGGUAGUGCUGACACAGAGACACCUCUAGAUACAGUAUUGUCAAGUGAUGCAAUUCAACCACAUCUGAUAGAUCAGAACAAAAGAAUCUCAUCAGAUCGGUCUUCACGUCAGUCCAGUGGUGAAAAAGAAGGAUUUCGACAUGGUUCUAAUGGAACUGAAACACCUGCCAGUGGAAGACCUUGCUACUCCUCACCUGAUCUUGGUAUUGAAUCAGACCCAAACCGUGAAGGUGGGGACUUGGCAAUCAGAGAAGGACAGGAAACUACCACAUGGAAUCAACUUGCUGACCCUAAAUGGUCUGUAUCAUCCAGCCACUCAGCACUAGACUCUGUAGGAAUAAAUAACAAGACAAAUGGAAGUUUAAGUAGGUUACAUAAAACAUUUGCUGGAGAACAACUUCCACAAGAUAUGAUAGGUCUAACUGGCCGUGAUUUCUCAGUUUCAACUCCAGAACUUUGUGAUGCUAUGCUUCAUGCUGUGUGCUGGUUGAAGGAUUAUGAGUUAUUGAAAAAGGAAAUAGGAGAGAGUCUUGUCUUACUGAGAGGUGUGGAGGCUCGUGUCAAAAAUAGACUAAAUUCCAUUAGUGUGCGAAACACUAGUGCAGACAAAAGUUUAGAAUAUAGCACAAUGAAAGAGAUUAAUACAAACUGUGUAUAUCUUGGCGGUUGUCUGGAGAAGUCUUGGGAUAUUAUUGCUUGUUUUUGGGUGACAUCUGUUCCUCUCAAAAAAGCUGUAUCAUCAACAUCACUCAGUCCUUUGAUCAUAGAGAAUCAGAAACUUCGAGAUGAGCUGUUUGAAGUAAGAAAUCAGCUUUCUUCACAACAUAAACAGUUAGAAGAAGCUAUGCACAAGCUAUCUUCUGUUAAAUUUAGAAAAGAGGGAAUGGAGAAAGCCAUUACUAAGCAAUUAACUAAGACAAGACGUGUUCUUCAACAAGCUAAAGGCAACCUAGCAGAUGGGAAAAAACAAGAAAAACCAACCAAACGUCCUGUAGCAGUUGUUCGGUACAGUAAAGGUGAAAGUGAAAAUCUUCCAGAAAAUAGAAGCAGGGUGUAAGGUGAUGAAGUUUCCUGGAUGGAAAAAUGUUCUAGGAAAGAACUAAAAAUAAACACAGGAAAUAGUAGUAUUUUUUUUUCCCAUUUGUUAUGGAUACAUAUAAAUGUUACUGCAUAAUUGGAAAUAUACCCGUUGUUGUACAUAUACUGCCUGCUCUUUUCUUUCCUUAGAACCUUAUUCUUCCUAUAUCAGGUUGGAAAAUGAAUUCUUAUUUGAAAAACCUUCAGCCUGAUGUUAAAGAAUUGUGUGGGUAGCUGUUAUACCCAUUGUUGACAUAAAACAAAUAUUAGUUAGUACUUUACUAGACUAUCCUUUGAUUGACAACAUAACUAAUUGUGAACCAAAACAAAUUUUUUAAGCAAGUGCUGAAAUACAAAAGAAUUAUUGGAUAAUUUUGUAUAUUUUAAGCUUAAACAUAGUUACAAGUGUGGUGAAACCACAGGUUCAAAUUUUGUAAAAAUAUUUUUCCCAAAUUUUAAUUUAGAAGAUCAAAGAAUAAUCCCUCCACUGAGACAAAGUGCCAACACCUUAAAAACUUCUUCAUAUGUGAAGGACAGGUUGUUUACACUAUCUUAAUAAAUCAUUGUUAAAAUAAAUGAUUGGUAAAGAUUGAAAUGAUAUCAAACCUUUCUCUGUUACGGGUGAUUAUUACUUUCCAUACAAGGUAUGAAAUGUGUGAAUAUUUUUGGAUUGAGGCCUUCAGAAAGAAAAAGUUAUUGUAUGAACAGGCCCAUAUGUACAAUAUAUGUAUUUUUCUGUAAUUGUUAUAUCAGAGAAUGUGGUAACUAAUGAUUGUACAUUAUGCAUGAAUGUUUGUAAAAGUUGAAUUGUACAUUGCUAAAAUAUGUAGUAAUGGAAAGCUGGAAGUUUCACUUUAAAAACCAAGGUUGUGAUCUGAAUUAAAACCUUUGGUCAAAGCUCUGUUUUAUAUUUUAGUGGAUGAUACUCGAAGCUAAUCAUCAAAAAAAGGUUUAAUAUGAUAACAUACUUCAUGUUUUGUGUGUGUGUAAUAAAUAUUCAAAGUAAUUUGGGCAAAAAAUUACUAUUUUACAUCAUCUUACAAUCAAUAUUCAUAACUUAUCCUUUUAGAGCACUUCAUAAGAGACAGGCCAGACGUCAAUAUGGCAAUGAAUAACAACCUAACCUACUAAGACAACAUUGUAUACACAAGUAUUAAUAACUUCCAUAUGAAAUCUAAGUGGAUUGUGCAAAUAAAUUCCAUACAUUUUGUGAUACAUCUAAUCUAAAAGUAACCUAAAAACAGUAGUGUGUUUGUGUGUGUGUUAAAAUGCAAGAAAGACAGAUGGCAUAUCAAAUAAAAUGGAAGAAAAUAAUUGUAAUUGUCUGCUAUUUAGUAUUUAUUUGUAUAAAAAAAACCUUUAAACAUGAUGGUUAAGAAGUGUGCUAUGUCAUGUUGAUCUUCAGCCUGUAUAUACAAAGACAAGAAAUGUAGUACAGAAUUCAUGUGCUUCUGAAGCAACAACAGAGAAUCUAGUGGUGACCUUUGACACCACUUAAAAAACAUACUAAUUCUUCCAGAAUAAAAUGCUAUGAAAAAAAAAGCCAGUUUUACCAUUAAGCAAAACGAAGCUGAAAGUGAAUGUAGUGAAAUAAAGAGAGCAUUUACUGUAAGAC
This is a messenger RNA of Limulus polyphemus (Atlantic horseshoe crab), 11644 nucleotides long. RefSeq names its product golgin subfamily B member 1-like. Bases 707 to 10009 code for a protein of 3100 amino acids. NCBI's taxonomy places the organism in Eukaryota, Metazoa, Arthropoda, Merostomata, Xiphosura, Limulidae. The record is from RefSeq and is a predicted model, not a curated record. The transcript has 32 exons. Gene Ontology annotation, cellular component: microtubule organizing center.